AUGAACACUUUUUCAUACAUUAAAGACGAGGAAAACAAUAAAAAUCGACACUGGAUAUCUGGAUAUCCAGAUAUCCUUGUUUUCAGCUUGGAAAUUAUCUGGAUAUCCGCAAUCGUCAAUAUCCGGAUAAAUCGGAAGGCUAACUUAGCAUCACAAGAGCUCGGGUGGAAACUGAAAGAUUAA
Messenger RNA from Clunio marinus, 183 nucleotides. Lineage: Eukaryota; Metazoa; Arthropoda; Insecta; Diptera; Chironomidae. The record is from the annotation of a GenBank genome assembly.